Messenger RNA from Bacillus rossius redtenbacheri, 3242 nucleotides. RefSeq lists its product as uncharacterized. NCBI's taxonomy places the organism in Eukaryota, Metazoa, Arthropoda, Insecta, Phasmatodea, Bacillidae. Gene Ontology annotation, cellular component: nucleus; ubiquitin ligase complex; cytosol. The record is from RefSeq and is a predicted model, not a curated record. The transcript has a single exon. Gene Ontology annotation, molecular function: ubiquitin conjugating enzyme binding; ubiquitin protein ligase activity; cyclin binding. Gene Ontology annotation, biological process: protein polyubiquitination; proteasome-mediated ubiquitin-dependent protein catabolic process; protein monoubiquitination. Bases 1 to 1122 code for a protein of 373 amino acids.
AUGAGACCUCGAAUUCGAGUUUGCAAUGUUUUUGUGGUCUCAAAAUCAAAUCUGACAGGAAAGGCACAUUUUAAAGUGUCAAUUAAAUCGCAUAGCAUUUGUGUAUCGUGGACAGCAAAUGAAAGUGAAAUUGACCAGACAUUUGUGUUACCAGAUAUGAGAUUAAUACCGAAAAGCUUGUCUGGUUUGCAAGUGCGAGGGAAUUCGCUUAGUUUCCGAGUGCAGACUGAGCCACUGACAAACACUUCGGGUUCUUUCGCUGCUGAAAUUAUUCCUUUACUCCGUAAUUUAUCUUUUGAGCAAAAUGCAUCCAUAUAUGUUCCUGGGAUUGUGCCAAAUGUCGCACACACUUUGCUGUGUAGGUGUUGCGGCAACAAGUUGUCCCUCACCGAUAUCACGGUGAAGAGAGUCCUACCACUCCCGACAGACUCGACUAGUCAGUUCGAGUGGUUUUGCCACAACCACGGCGGUUCCGGCUCCGACGACGUCUGUGAUGUGGCUGCCUCGGACGUGAAGAAGACUGAUUGUUUGUACGGAAUGUACUUUGUCCUUCUAAGCACGGCCUGGUUGCAAAUGGAAGCAAGCGAGGUACUCUCGUGCGCAAGGUGUUUCUCGUGGCUGGGCACAUGCAAGGGUUCCACCGCUAAGCUCUGGCGGUGCACCACGACCUGGGGCGACGACAACGCGCCACAGAUGGCUUUGGGCGAUUUCCUCGCCGUCAUCGGAGAAGCCGUCCGUGGCACGAUGGGAAUGUUGUGCAAGAUCGUACUGGAAACAAAACUUUCUCCAAUAGAGACGCAGUACAUCCUCCUCUGGGUGAUCGACAAAGAGCUGCAGGUACUCGCGUACGUGAACGAUGCGGACCAGAUCCCCCAGCUAAGUGGUGGACUCGAGACUGAAACUGUGUUGGCCCCGAAGAAAACCAUGAAAGUUCUGUACAGCCACCACGUGUCCCGCGAUGACGAGGUGAAGUCGUGGCAGAACGACGUGAACGUUCAGGGCGUUGACAUCGCGAAGCAGAUGUUUGUCGAAGGUCUGCAGUAUCUCGCGAAGGUUACCAAUUACUUGCCUGCGGCGCACCGAAUGUCUGGUGGCUUCUAUGUGUGUCACUUGGGACUCUGAAUUGCCUUGGGAAAUGUUGGCAAGAAUUUCUUUUUAUUAUUCUUCAUUCUCUGUUAAAGUUUUUAAAGAAACAUAUUUCGAGCAUAGUUGUGAAUUCCUGAUUUAGGUUGUACAAUUCUGUUUUCUGAACCAAAUUUUGUAUACGUACGUGAAGAUUUUUUGAUGGUAAUCUUAAUAUGGGUUUUUUUAUGAUGAUUUUGAAUUGUAGGUGUUUCUACUUAUCUUAAUGUGAGUGGAUUGUAAAGGUGAGUUAACGAUUAGUAAAGCUAUGUAUACAAAGGUAGUGGUUUAUGAUUGUUGUAUGGGUAUCAUAAAGGAUCAUGUGUGAAUCAGCAGUUGGCUUAAGAAUUAACAGAAAUGGUUAUAUUUUAUAUUUUUCCUUAAGAAUUAUGGAAAUCACAAAUCAGAGUCCAUUGGUAUGAUUUUUUGGUGCGAAUAAUGUUUGUUUAGGAAGGACUAGGAAAUAAAAUAUAUAUUAUUUCUGUCAAAAGAGGAUAAUAUUACUUAAAAGAAAGUUUCACAAUAUAAUUUUAAAAAAAUUAUUGGAAUUUUUAUUUUGUUAUAUAUUUCAGGAAUUUAUUAUUCUGAUGUUUUCCUGGUUAGUUUUAGCUAUAAUUCGAGUCUAUAAAAUUGUUUCAACAAUUCAGGAAUGCAACUUUUUACUGUACAGUCAUUUUAUGUUGGCUCGAAUAGAUAUUAACAUUUCAUUAAAUAGUAUUUAUAUAUUAAAGUUAAACAUUUGAUUCUGAUUUCUGUGCAAAUUCUAGGUUAUGAGCUAAAAUGUUGCUAUUUUUAGGUUCAAUCAUGAUUAAUGUGUGUGGUAUAUUAAGUAGGUACGUAACCAAUGUCACCAUGAAUAAAAAUGAUACAUUGAACAAAUUAUCAGUCUGCAAUGAUUCCUAGCUGAAGUUCACUUCAAAAAGCAGAUGAUACCUACAAAUACAAAAAUUCAGCUUAUAUAACAUGGAUGCACUAUCACCUGUUUCCAUAAGCAUUUCUUUUGUUUUUAUUUUAUUCUGAUUUUUUUUCUCUUCAUUUUCAUUUAAGUUCUUAAAGUUAAGUGUUUUUAGCAUAGUUUGUAAAUUCCUUGUUGUUGACAUCUGAACUGAAUUUUGUACUUGUAUUUUAAAGAUUUUUUAAUAAUAAUUUUAAUUUAGGGUAAUAUAUGAUGAUUUUGCAUUGUUAGUGUUUACACCAGUGUCAGUGAUAGUGGAUUGUUAUUGAGAGAAUCUGUCAAGACAGCCAUUUCUUAGCGAUAGUUAAUGAUCCCUCUUCUUUUGAUUAGUGUAGAUGCAUUGCCCUUCAAUUCCAGCAAAACUAUUGGUUAUAUUUAUAACUUAUUUCUGUUAGUGUUGCCACCAGACAGCUUCCUUGAGAAAUUUCAAACUGCCAAUCAACCUCUGUGUUUACCUUGAAUUUGAUCAUCAUUGAAAAGAACUUAAUGGAUUUAAAAGUAGCUUAUUGUCAUUGUUAAAGUGGUACGGAAAGUUACAGCAGUACAUUACUGUGAUUUGUCGGGCGACUCUGUAUCAGCUUGAAAAUUAAUUAAUUAUUUGUAUUGUGGUAUGUCGUUACCAACUAAUCAUAAAUGUUUCUACAUCACUUACUAAAGGUUUUAUGCCAAAAUUCCUUCAGAAUGCAUGCUUUAAAAUUUAUUUCAUUCUAAAAGAAAAGCUGGGUAAGUUUAAUUCUCCUUUUAAUUGUAACUAAAACAUGCCAAGCUAUCAAACUGGUAGGUAAGUAGACUUUAAAACCUGAUUUGAGAAAACCAAAAACUAUUGUCUAUUGUGUUUCCAAUAGCUUUAAGCAAAUUCGUAAUACUUGUCUGAUUGUUUAAUUAUCUUUUGAAAUUUGGUCUGUGAAAACUGUUUAUGGUAAGUUGUCUGGUGAUCAAUGUUGUCUGACAUAUGAGCCUAUCUUGUGUUUCAGAAGCAUUAUUUAUGUUACCAAUGAUAAUCAUAGCCUAGUUCUACCACUUUCGUUGGCAUACUAUAUUCCAUUGUCAUGUGGACUGUUUAAAAAAAUGUAAUGACACUGAUGUUCAGUCUUCUGUGUAACACUCUGCGAAAUGAACCUGGUGUAUAGGUUUUUUCUUGAAUAAAUAACAAAAUUUAAAUAUA